Messenger RNA from Histoplasma capsulatum G186AR, 786 nucleotides. RefSeq lists its product as uncharacterized. The record is from RefSeq and is a predicted model, not a curated record. Bases 1 to 786 code for a protein of 261 amino acids. The transcript has 8 exons. NCBI's taxonomy places the organism in Eukaryota, Fungi, Ascomycota, Eurotiomycetes, Onygenales, Ajellomycetaceae.
AUGAAGCUCCUUUACCCCCUUGCCACCGCCCUCCUCACCCUCACUGCAACCACCAAAGCCGCUCCGCAGCUGCCGCUGCCACUUGACACCGUGACCGGCAUCGUUGGCAGCCUUCCCGUUGUAGGGGGCAUUGUCGGCGGCGGACCCCCGGUUAAAGUUCGACAAGCUCCGGAUGAAGACGGCGGGGACACGGACAGGAAAUUUGCGGAUCAAAGUGGUAAAGUUAUCUUUGUGUGGAAAACGGAAGUGGAUGCCUUGCUUCGAUUUCGGAUUCCUGUCAUAAAUAUUAUCAGUCAAAGAUAUUUUACCAGUAAUGCUCUGGUGAUAUUCAAAAACCAAAUCUCGGAAAAUGGGCCGCUUAACCCGGUUACUCUCGAGAUUGUACUGGAUAUACCAGGUUGUGAAAACACGAAAAUCCCUGAAACCACUCUUCCGUGCGCUAAUUUGUGGUCAGACCAUUUCACCCCUACUUGGACCGCUUGCUGGCUCGGUUGUUUGUUCGCCGUGAUUGAAAAUGGGUUCAACGCUGCGGAAUGCGAGAGAUCUUCGAAGGUUAGCUUGUCUUUUUUUCAUAUGGACUCGGAUAUCAAAUACGGCAAACAGGGUUGCAAUGGAAAUCAUAAGUCAUUGGCUUCAUGGCUAUUUUAUGGCGGCAAUUAUAUUGAUCUAGAUGGCUGUGAAUUUGAACUUGCUGCGCAAUGUCCCAUCGUGGUCAUUUUAACAGAUCGUAAGCCUUUCAACCCGGAGCUAGGUGCUCAAUCAACUGUAGAUAUAGUUCUACUCUAG